AUGAUAAGCACUAAACAUCUUGUUUCUACUACUACUAGUAAUGUCCUAUUAAGGCGUACUCUAUUAUCAACAGCAACAGUAGUAUAUAAUCCUAGAUCACUAUAUACAACAACAUCAACAACAUCAUCAACAACAACUACUACUACACCAAAUACCACUAAAGGCAAAGGUUUGAGACAUCUGACCUUUGAAAGAGAUAUAUACUAUGACUUGCACGUCAAGCUAAAUGAUGAGUUGGCUGUUCAAAGGAGAACAAUUGGCAUUCAUCAACAUGAUCAACCACUACAACAGUCUGAACAACAUGAACAACAACAACAACAACAACAGAAUCUACAACAGAAUCAACAACAACAACAACAACAACAGACAGAGAUAAAGGCAACAAAUGAUAAACAACUUCACAAAGACCGAAUCAAACAACUCAAAUCAUUGGGCAUUUCCUUUGACAACAAUCUAUUACCAAUCUCAGUGUCAGAGAGCUUGACCAAUGACCAAAUCACACCUUUCGCAUCGCAGAACAUGCUUCUCUACUUUGGUAAUCUUGUAUAUAGUACAGUGAUCUCAGAGGUUGUUAAAGAACACUUGGACACAGACAUUGAGAUAAAAAAGGAGUUCACUGCCAUUGCCAAGAGCGCCUCUUUCUUGAGUCGAAGAGCAGAUGUCAUUGGUUUGGCAAAGGUAAUGCGUAUGGAGUUUAAUGACAGGGAGUCAAGACAUCAGCAGACAUUCAUCGGUCACUAUAGAUACAAGUGUCUUGGAAAGUUCAUGGGUGCACUCUAUCUCGAGCAAGGCUUCGACGUUGUAAACAACUUUAUCCGAAGACAUGUCCUACUGCCGAGCAACACACCUCUAGAGUCCUACGUACUACAAGAGCCAGAGUCUCAAGUGAUUCAGAAGUUCUUCCAAUACAAGAUGGAACCACCCAUUAUAACUUCCAGGUUGUAUUCAGCACCAGUCUAUAGAUCAUCGAUUGAGUCUGGCAAUCAAAGAUUGGUCGAGUCAUAUGGCUGCACUGAACAAGAGGCCAGAUACAAUGCAUUCGAAUCACUACAGACACAUUGUUCAUCGCUUACAUCAAUUCUCACACUGUUGAUGGCUUCCAAACCAAAGAUUGACAAGUCCACUAACAUCAAUAAGAAGAGUACACGUCGAUAA
Acytostelium subglobosum LB1 is the source of this 1155-nucleotide messenger RNA. RefSeq lists its product as hypothetical. The record is from RefSeq and is a predicted model, not a curated record. The coding region runs from base 1 to 1155 and encodes 384 amino acids. The transcript has 3 exons. Gene Ontology annotation, molecular function: ribonuclease III activity. NCBI's taxonomy places the organism in Eukaryota, Evosea, Eumycetozoa, Acytosteliales, Acytosteliaceae. Gene Ontology annotation, biological process: RNA processing.